Tauraco erythrolophus (red-crested turaco) is the source of this 631-nucleotide messenger RNA. The record is from RefSeq and is a predicted model, not a curated record. NCBI's taxonomy places the organism in Eukaryota, Metazoa, Chordata, Aves, Musophagiformes, Musophagidae.
AUGCCGGUGAUCACUGGAGGUCAUUAUGAUGUUGACUGUCGGUUGGAAGAUCCUGAUGGCAUUGUGUUGUACAAGGAGAUGAAGAAACAAUAUGAUAGCUUCACGUUUACUGCAUCCAGAAACGGAACAUACAAAUUCUGCUUCAGCAAUGAAUUCUCUACUUUCACACACAAAACUGUGUACUUUGAUUUCCAGGUUGGAGAAGAUCCACCACUGUUUCCUAGUGAGAAUAGAGUAACUGCACUUACCCAGAUGGAGUCUGCGUGUGUUUCAAUUCAUGAAGCUUUGAAGUCUGUCAUUGAUUAUCAGACUCACUUCCGCCUGAGGGAGGCACAGGGCCGCAGCAGAGCAGAGGAUUUGAACACAAGAGUGGCCUACUGGUCAAUAGGGGAAGCAAUCAUUCUUCUCGUUGUUAGUAUCGGGCAGGUAUUUCUCCUGAAAAGCUUCUUCUCGGAUAAAAGAACCACAACAACUCGUGUUGGAUCAUAAAUGGUAGUAGUAAUGCUUCAGGUCAUUGUGUGCUACUCAUCUGUAAAAAUUACUGUUCUCCCAUUAAUUGCAGGUACAAAGGAUCUGAAUAUAUGCAACAUUCAAAUGUGUCUACCCCAUGUCCCUUAAAAAUCACAAACCA